UCACAAAUCUUCCGUUAACUAAAAAAUUAUUAUCUGAUCCAUGGCCUCGUUUUCUUCAGCAUUGAUCAUUGUUUCAUCCCAAACUCCAAUCCCCAGAACCAAAAUUUCAGAAAUUAAGAAAAUAAACCUCAAGAUUACACCUACCUCUUUCUCUACUGCCCCGAAAUUUACAACUUCCCAAUGUCAUAAAAUCGUUUCUAAACCCCAAAAAACCUUCAGUUAUCUGUCUACACAACCUUUCAUUGCUGAUGAAUCUUGCCUUGAAAAUUCAGAAGUGGUAGAGGUAUUCAAGCAGAUAUUAGGAAAAGUUGGAGCAGAUUCAUUUGAAUGCUUGGCCAUGAUUGAUGCUGUUCAACGAUUAGGCAUCGACCACUAUUUUGUACGACAGAAUGAAGAAGUUCUUGGAAAGAAGUAUGCCUUAUUCUGUGAAAAUGGUCUUCUUGGCCGCAAUCUUUAUAAGGCUGCACUUUCCUUUCGGUUGCUUAGACAACAUGGUUACCAAGUGCCAGCAGGGAUAUUUAAUGUGUUCAAAGACGGGAAGGGAAGGUUUAAGCAUGAACUCAGCACGGACAUUACUGGGUUACUGGAAUUAUAUGAAGCUUCACAGCUAAGUAUAGAGAGAGAAGAUAUACUUGAUGAAGCAAGAGAGUUUAGUGCCCAACACCUCAAAGCAUGGGAAGAAAAACUUAACCAUUCUCAUGCUAGAUUUGUGAAGAAUACACUGGAUCAUCCUUAUCAUAAAAGCCAAUCAAGAGUCGUGGUCUCAAACCUCCUUGCGAAUCUCCAAGGUUGUACGAAUGAGUGGAUGUAUGCCCUACAAGGACUAGCCAUGAGGGAUUUCAAUUUAGUCCAUUCCUUACACCGACAGGAAAUAAUGCAAUUUUCCGAAUGGUGGAAUAAUCUUGGUUUGGGUAAGGAGCUGGAGUUUGUAAGAGAUCAACCGGUGAAAUGGCACAUUUGGUCCUCGGCAUGCCUUGCAGAUCCGAGCUUGUCAGAGGAGAGGAUUGAACUCACAAAACCAAUUUCGCUUAUUUACGUAAUUGAUGACAUCUUUGAUGUCAAAGGAUCACUUGAAGAACUUACUCUCUUCACAGAAGUUAUCAAUAGAUGGGAUUAUGCUGCCAUUGAGCGGCUUCCAGGCUAUAUGAAGAUAUGUUUCAAGGCACUUCAUGAAAUUACAAAUGAAAUUAGUCACAAGGUGUACCAGAAGCAUGGAUGGAACCCGGUGGACUCCCUUAGAAAAACGUGGGUGAAUUUAUGCAAUGCGUUUCUAGUAGAAGCGAAAUGGUUUGCUUCAGGGGAGCAACCAAAUCCUGAUGAGUACUUGAGGAAUGGGAUAAUCAGUUCAGGGGUGCAUAUUCUCCUCGUGCACGUUUUCUUUCUGUUAGGUCAAGGUCUAACAAAGGAAAAUGUAGAGGUAAUUGACAAUAAUCCGGGCAUAAUAUCAUCCGUGGCAACUAUUUUGCGACUCUGGGAUGACUUAGGAAGUGCCAAGGAUGAGAAUCAAGAAGGCCAUGAUGGAUCUUAUGUGUAUUUCUACAUCAAGGAACAUCAAGGGGUUAGAGUGGAGGAGGCACGGAACCAUGUUAAUCAAAUGAUUUCAAAGGCUUGGAAGCAGCUGAACCAAGAAUGCCUCUUUCCAAAUCCACUUUCAUCUUCUUUCAAAAAUGCUUCUCUCAACUUUGCAAGAAUGGUCCCUUUUAUGUACAGUUAUGAUGAAAACCAACGUCUCCCAAGCCUGGAGGAUUACAUGAAGUCACUUCUCUGAGAAACAAGAAAAUAAAAACUUCAGGAAAAGAGAUAGCUAGGUAAUUUAGCUCUUACCUCAACUAGACAAGAUAUAAGUUAAUAAGUUUGGUUAUUAUAAAGAUUUGAAUUCUUGUUAUCUAAUAGAUGUCUCAAUAAUUAAGAGUUUAAAUCUUUAUGUAAGAAGUCUUAAGUUCAAAACUUGAGUUGUAUAAAUAGAACUAUCAUAA
Molecule: messenger RNA, 1976 nt
Organism: Rubroshorea leprosula
Lineage: Eukaryota; Viridiplantae; Streptophyta; Magnoliopsida; Malvales; Dipterocarpaceae
Source: the annotation of a GenBank genome assembly